AUCAAACCGAUAAAUGGCAGCCAGUUAGCGCGCGUUGUAGAGUCAGGUAAAGCUGCUCGUAGUUCUUUAAUUGAGACGUGUAGUUUCGCCGGUCAGCACUGAGUGCUGCUGGGCGGUGCAGCCACACAUCGCCUGUUACAAAACGCAGCCGGUUGUUGCAUAACACAACAACACAAGUGAUGUUAAGCUCACAGUCGCCGUAUCCUGUUCUUUAUUAGGGUCUUUUAGAAAUGAGACACCAGCGAAGUCCAGUCUGAAGCAAAGACACUACUUGGAGCUGUCUCGGCAGGAACUGGUUUGUGAUUCAUUGAGCUGACCUGCCGCUAGCUGCUCAGGUGACUCAUGGCUAAUCGGCUCCUCAAAGUCUCCUCUCUAGCCACAGCAGUAUUUGCCUCAUCUGGAUUUUACCUUUAUAGCAGUCACCUGGACCUCAGUGACUUAAGUGUGAUCCGCUUUGGACGAGCUGUAGCGACUACAGCAGUCAUCAGCUAUGACUAUCUCACAGCUUUCAGACACGUGGAAAAUGGCACAGACGAAUACUGGGACCUCAAGUCAAAGGUGCACAGGCGAUCGGCAGAGCGUCUUCGAGACUUGUGCUGUGCCAACCGGGGCACUUUCAUCAAAGUGGGCCAGCACCUUGGUGCUCUGGACUACCUGUUGCCCGAGGAGUACACAUCUACGCUAAAGGUGCUCCACAGCCGAGCUCCUGAGAGCAGCAUGGAGGAGAUCCAGCAGGUUAUCAGAGAAGACCUUGGGAAGGAAUUGUCAGACUUAUUUCUGUCCUUUGAAGAGAAGCCUCAGGGUGCAGCUUCCUUAGCACAGGUCCACAAGGCAGUGCUACAUGAUGGAAAGACAGUGGCGGUCAAGAUCCAACACCCCAAAGUCCAGAAACAAAGCGCCAACGACAUCCUAGUAAUGGAAGUGUUGUUGAAGGCGGUUCAUUGGCUCUUCCCGGACUUUGCCUUAAUGUGGUUGGUGGAGGAGGCCAAGAAAAACAUGCCUCUGGAGCUGGACUUCCUUAACGAGGGACGCAAUGCUGAGAAGGUGGCCGACAUGUUGGCCCACUUUCGCUUUCUUAAGAUUCCCAUGAUCCACUGGAAUCUCUCCACCAAGAGAAUCCUGACCAUGGAGUUUGCAGACGGGGGCCAAGUCAAUGACAGGGAUUACAUGCAGGCACAUGGCAUCAAUGUCAACGAGAUCUCAGAAAACCUGGGCAAGAUGUACAGUGAAAUGAUCUUUGUCCACGGCUUUGUUCACUGUGACCCCCACCCAGGCAAUGUGCUGGUCCGAAAAUGUCCGCAGACCAAAAAGAACGAGAUUGUUCUGCUUGAUCACGGCCUGUAUCAGGUUCUGCAACCAGACUUCAGGUUGAACUACUGUCAGCUGUGGCAGGCUUUGAUUAAGGGCGACAUGUCAGGGGUGGAGCGUUACAGCCGCAGACUGGGUGCUGGGGAUCUGUACCCUCUCUUUGCCUGUGUCCUGACUGCUCGGUCCUGGAAGGCGGUGAAUGCCGGUAUUAGUUCUGUACCUGUCACCCGUUCCGAGGACAUUGAGAUAAGGACCAAUGCAGGCCUGUACCUGCCCCAGAUCAGCGACUUGUUGAACAGAGUUCCCCGGCAGAUGCUGUUGCUGCUGAAGACCAAUGACCUACUGCGAGGCAUUGAGACCACGCUACAGACCAGGGCCUCAUCCUCAUCUUUCAUCAACAUGUCCCGCUGCUGCAUACGAGCCAUAGCCAGGCACAAGAGGACUAAAGCUCAGAGCAGGAGAAGGCGUGUGCAGAUCACGCUGGCCGAGUCUCUCAGCCUGUGGAAACUCUACAUGUAUGAACUGUUUCUGUGGCUGAAAGGAUCCAUGACUAUUCUGAUGUCAUUACUACACUGAGACAUAUUUGGAUGUCAACCUUUUUUUUAAAUUCAUCUUUUACCUCAAGUGUCCACUCAUUAGUGUUCAGAUAAUGAUUGUUACAUCGUCAUCUGUAAUUUACUCAGUAUGCUGUACGUUGCAUUUUCAGCAGGUCACUAUUGUUGGGAAUUUUAUGACAUGAAAUUUAAAAAAAAUCUCCUGUAGGUUCUGUAGUGCAGAGAUGGACCCUAAAACAUGAGCUCGGUAGGGACUAACACAUACAAAAUACAAACGGAUUAGUUAUUAGUUAGUAUUAAUUAGUUGUUAAAGGUGCAUUAUCUAAAAUUGAUGGUCAAUAGAGCUGGAAAAAUAGUAACUCUUACCAACAUCUUAUAAAACUCACCUGCAGAUAUCUACUGAGCAGCUAGCCUAAAUGCAUGUUUGGCCAACAGCAAAUUUGUGUGCAUUGUUGUCAUCUUUUUACAUGGUGGCACAUACCAAACAUGACAUCAUCAUGAGGGUGGGUGUGGCUUAGGAGGUAGAGCGGGUUUGUUUGUCAGUGGGAAGGCUAGGGCUGUUCGAUAUAACGAUAUAUAUCGGAUGACGAUAUAAAAACGUCUAUCGUUUCAUUUUACGCUAUCGUUUGUUUCGUGGUGUUGCAAAAUAAACUGUUUACGACAAUAUUUU
Messenger RNA from Oreochromis aureus, 2532 nucleotides. It is a transcript of the gene adck1, whose product is annotated as aarF domain containing kinase 1. Gene Ontology annotation, cellular component: mitochondrial inner membrane. Lineage: Eukaryota; Metazoa; Chordata; Actinopteri; Cichliformes; Cichlidae. The record is from RefSeq and is a predicted model, not a curated record. Gene Ontology annotation, biological process: mitochondrion organization; lipid homeostasis. The transcript is spliced from 11 exons. The coding region runs from base 343 to 1884 and encodes 513 amino acids.